CUAGAAACUUCCGGAAACUUCUGCGGGAUUCCAGGUGAUUCUUUCCCCACUACGUCACUUCCCACCGCAGGAUAAAAGGUCGGUCGGUAACAUUUCCGAUAGAUUCUGACAGUGUUUCAGGCAAUUUACAAGCCUAUCGAGCGCUAGACGAGAACCAGAGUUUCUUACGGGCCAUACUGACGAAACUAGCGGCUUUUGAAGCGAAGAAAUCGGUUUUGUUUUGAGGAUUUCCUUCGUAACCAGGGACUGACAGUUCGCUGCUUUACUAUCGAUCCAGCCGAGAUUCAAGGAGAUUUAAUCUUCGGUGGUGUCACGACAAGACCUCUGCUGCUAAUCUCUGAGAGGUAAGGACAGAUUCCGCCAUGGGGAAGGACUACUACAAGGUUCUGGGUAUCUCCAGAGACGCGAACGAGGACCAGAUAAAGAAGGCGUACAGAAAGAUGGCGCUGAAAUACCACCCCGAUAAAAACAAAUCUGCGGGCGCCGAGGAAAAAUUCAAGGAGAUCGCAGAGGCGUAUGAAGUAUUAAGCGACCCGAAGAAGAGAGAAAUAUAUGAUCAGUAUGGAGAGGAGGGUCUGAAGGGUGGUGGUGGCGGCGGCGGCGGCGGGGGAACCGGCGGUCCCGGCAGCUACACAUACACCUUCCACGGCGACCCCAACGAAACCUUCCAGAGGUUUUUCGGAACGUCGAACCCCUUCGAGGCAUUCUCCUUCAUGAGCAAUGGCGGCUCCCAACGCAUGUUCUUCAGCAGUUCCGCAGCAGACCCCUUUGGCAGACAACAACACAUGCAACACAUGCACCCUUUUGGGGGAUUUCACAGUUCUGGAGGAAGGCCUGGUCAUGAUGGGUUUGAUCCCAUGGAAGUGGACGAUGAUCCUUUCACCGGCUUCGGCCAUAUGGGAGGAAUGGGAGGGGGGCACGGACCUACACGGAUGAGGAAAGAAGUCCAGGACCCUCCAAUCACCCACAAUCUCAUGGUCUCCCUGGACGAAGUUUACCGCGGGACCACGAAAAAGAUGAAAAUCAACCGUCAGGUGAUCGGCGCGGACGGCUACGCGAGGCGGGAAGACAAGGUUCUGGAGAUCCAGAUCAAGAAGGGCUGGAAGGAGGGAACCAAGAUCACGUUUCCCAAGGAGGGCGACCAGAAGCCCGGCCAUAUUCCCGCGGAUAUCGUCUUCGUCUUAAAGGAUAAACUAAACCCGGUCUUCAAGAGAGACGGGAGUAACCUGAUCUACACAGCAAGACUCUCCUUGAGAGAUGCCUUGGUUGGUUGUACAGUGCAAGUUCCCACCUUGGAUCAAGGCAGGACUGUUCCCAUCCACUGCCAGGACAUUGUCAAACCUACGUCAAAAAAGAUUAUCCGGGGGGAGGGACUCCCCUUGCCUAAACAGCCAAGUCAGCGAGGAAACAUUGUUGUACAGUUUGAUAUCCAGUUUCCCAACGGACUAUCGCCGUCGACAAAGGACAUUUUGCGGGACUGUCUACCAGCGUAGAUAUUUUUUUUAGGAAGUGCAGUUAUGCUUUAGGAAGUGUCCUAUCGUUGGAAUUAACUUUGAGUUAGACCAGUACGGAUCCUUCACAAAACACAAAGUGACAAGAGAGGACAUCUCAUUUAAAGUAUAUUUUGCAAAGUAGAUGUUCGUAUGGUUGUGGAAUGGAGACACUAAAAAUAAGGGCAAUGCUACAGUCGAAAAUCUGGUGUAGGCCAAAUAAAGGAAAGCUAUAUAUAUAUCGGUUUAACGUACAUUGUGUAAGAUACUGUGUAGUUAGUUGCACAGUAGGCCAAACUGUUCACAUGCCAAGUGUACAAAGACUUUCCACCAGUAUAAUGCAAUAUAGUAGAAUCACUAGUACAUGUACUGUACAGAAGACUUUAACUACAUGUAUAAGCAAGGAGGUUGAGAGAGUCUAUUUUAACCUCAAUGGUUCAAGUGCCAGCUGCAAUGAUUAAGGUAUGAUUAUCAAACUUGCACCACUAAGAUGCAGUAUAGCUGUACAGUGUUUAUUUGUCUGUGGUCAACAUGUGAUAGUUUUAACGAUAGAACACUCGCAUCAAUAUUUUUGUAUACUGGGUAUACAGUCCGACAAUAAAUGAGAGUGAGCACAUGGUUGAUAGAAGUUCUGGGUAUGAGAAAUAAGUGUUGGAUGUCUUCA
Molecule: messenger RNA, 2154 nt
Organism: Branchiostoma floridae (Florida lancelet)
Lineage: Eukaryota; Metazoa; Chordata; Leptocardii; Amphioxiformes; Branchiostomatidae
Product: dnaJ homolog subfamily B member 4-like
Exons: 6
Coding region: 363-1493 (376 amino acids)
Biological process (GO): negative regulation of transcription by RNA polymerase II
Cellular component (GO): cytosol
Molecular function (GO): protein-folding chaperone binding
Source: RefSeq, a predicted model, not a curated record